AUUAUUUUUGACGGUCCAUAAAACAUUGAGAAGAAGAAGACGGCGAGGACGACCCGAUAUCCCAGAAUCCUCUGCGCGGCCACGAAGAAGGACAUCUUUCGUUGAAGAGGACACAGCAAGAGGCGUCGCAAGAUCGUUUAGACGUGUGCUUGAAGCUGAUUAACAAUGGCUGAGACUAUUGAGGAGAAGCUGAAGAACUACAGGACUGCUCCAUUUGACGCCCGAUUCCCUAACACCAACCAGACCCGCAACUGUUACCAGAAUUACCUGGACUUUCACAGGUGCAACAAGGCCCUGACAGCCAAAGGCCAGGAUCUUACUCCCUGUCAAUGGUACAUGAGGGUUUACAAGAGCCUCUGUCCCAUGAGCUGGGUUGCUAAGUGGGACGAGCAGAUAGAAAAUGGAUCUUUCCCAGGGAGGAUCUGAAAUGUCCAACCAUUAUGGAUCAGGACAGUCAACUGCGGGACAUUCUGUUACUUGCACCUUUACCUCUAUAGUGUAUUGUACUUAAUGAAAUAUUCAAACAGCUAUCACAUUACCAUCAUUGAUGUUACUUAAACUGUUAACUUAAACUAUAAACACGCACAAGUUUUUACCCUGCAUGUCAAGGUUUGAAAUUUGUUUUCAGUCUCUACUCUUCAGCAUUGUUUAAUCAAUAAAUAUAAUGCAGAUUUAA
Xiphias gladius (swordfish) is the source of this 676-nucleotide messenger RNA. RefSeq names its product cytochrome c oxidase subunit 6B1. The record is from RefSeq and is a predicted model, not a curated record. Gene Ontology annotation, cellular component: mitochondrion; respiratory chain complex IV. Bases 166 to 426 code for a protein of 86 amino acids. The transcript is spliced from 4 exons. NCBI's taxonomy places the organism in Eukaryota, Metazoa, Chordata, Actinopteri, Istiophoriformes, Xiphiidae.